Molecule: messenger RNA, 1746 nt
Organism: Coffea arabica (coffee)
Lineage: Eukaryota; Viridiplantae; Streptophyta; Magnoliopsida; Gentianales; Rubiaceae
Molecular function (GO): zinc ion binding; nucleic acid binding
Source: RefSeq, a predicted model, not a curated record
AUGUCGAACGAAGGAGAAAGUACGUCGGCCUUCGAUUUCUCACGUUUGGCAGAAAGUUUGAAAGGAGAACUGGGGCGCCUUAUGGAUCAAAAAUUUGAGGCCAUGAAUGAACGACUUGGCAGGUUGGAGGAGUUCCAAAGUAGCUCUAGACGAAGUCACCAAAACCCAAGGAGCCGUGAUAGACCUGCACUUGAACUUCAUGACUCUAACUCUGAGUGUGAAUUUGACUAUGAGCCAAGGAAACCGAGGAGAGAUACUGGACCUGUGGAGGAUGAAAUAAAAGGGAUUAAACUUAAAAUCCCUUCCUUCCAAGGCAAGUCGGAUCCCGAAGCAUACCUAGAUUGGGAGAGGAGGAUUGAACUGAUUUUCGAUUGUAACCAUUACACGGAGUCUCAAAAGGUGAAGUUGGCAGCCCUUGAAUUUACGGAUUAUGCCUCUAUUUGGUGGGAUCAACUUCGCAUCAAACAAAGAAGGGAGGAAGAGCCAAUUAUCCGAACAUGGGAAGAACUCAAAAGGAUCAUGAGGAAGCGCUUCAUACCAGCGUAUUACCACAGGGAUUUGCACCAUAAAUUGCAAACUCUCACCCAAGGAAGUUUGACAGUUGAGGAUUACUUCAAGGAGAUGGAGAUGGCCAUGCUACGGGCUGAUGUUCGGGAGGAUAUAGAAGCAACCGUGGCACGUUUCUUGAGAGGACUACACGCUGAAAUUGCAGAUGUUGUGGAGCUCCAACAUUAUCUUGACAUGGAUGAAUUAUUGGACAAAGCCGUCAAGGUGGAAAGGAGGCUCAAGAGGAGGGGUAUUCCUCACCAAAGCUCCAGCGUCCAAUCUGGAAAUUGGAGACCUCCACCGUACAAAGGCGAGCUUACCCACACGAGCGAACAAAAGUCAGCCAGGGCAAGUGGGGUUUCGAAUGGAGCAUGGGUGGCUGGUUCGUCAUCUUCAAAACCGAUCCAAAGGGCCGAAUUUAAGGCAGAUCUAGGGGCAUCUAAACCUAGAAACCGUGACACUAAGUGCUUUAAGUGUCAAGGUUUUGGUCACAUCGCGUCCCAAUGCCCAAACCGAAGGGCCAUGCUCAUGCUUCCAAGUGGUGAAGUGCUAACGGAUGAGGAGGAUGAGUAUGAAGGCAUGCCACCAUUGGUUGAGAAAGAAGAGAUAAUUGCCCCUGACCAACCAGUUGGACUAGGCCUUGUCACAAGGUUGGCAUUGAGUGCUCAACGCACAAAUGAAGAAGAGCAGCGUACCAACAUCUUCUACACCCGAUGUCUAGUUAACGGGAAAGUGUGUAGCUUGAUUAUCGACGGGGGAAGUUGUACCAAUGUCGCCAGUGCCUUAUUUGUCAAGAAGUUACACUUACCUGUCCAAGAUCACCCUACACCAUAUAAGCUUCAAUGGUUUAGUGAUUGCGGCGAAGUGCGAGUGUCCAAGCAGGUUUCUGUGAAGUUUAACAUUGGGAGAUAUGAGGAUGAGUUGGUGUGUGACGUGGUUCCUAUGCAAGCUGCCCAUCUUAUUCUUGGAAGACCUCGGCAAUUUGAUCGCGAGGUUACUUAUGAAGGUCAUUCCAACAAAUACUCGUUCAUGCAUAAAGGGACAAGGGUCAUACUUGUUCCACUCUUACCUACACAAGUUCGAGAGGACCAAAAUGUUUUACAGAGGGAAUGGGAGUUGGAUCGAUUAGAAGGUUGUACGUGGUCAGAUAUCCUUCCUCUUGCAGUGUGCAAUACCCGCAACCAUCGGACAACCAGCUGA